AUGUAUUCCGGCUACCAACUGGUUUGGGUCAUCGCAGCCUGCGUCUUGCUCUUCCUGACCUCGUUUCCCGCCCUCGUCAUUUUCUUCUGUUCGCUAUGCCUUGCCCGCCGGAAAGGAGAUCCUUCUCGAAAUUGGUUGGUCUGGUUCAAAACAGGCUUCAUUUUGUUUUCAUUGGCUGGCUUCUCCUGUUUUCUCGUCAAUCUAUUCGCCGUUCUCUUCUCGGACCUCUAUCUGCCAAACUAUGAGCCCAUCCGCUCGAAAGAGAUCCUGCCUGUCCAGGUAGAAUUUGAUCUUUUGGGCACCCUCCUCGCGAACCUCUCCGACAUUUGCAUAAUCCUUGCCAUCAGUGGGCUCGACAAGGGCAUAAUUGUUGCGCACAACACUGAAUCGAGUCGAGGCAAUGGCGGCCUAUCACCCGGAACCGUCCAGUUCGUUGAUAACGUGUUCCACUUCUCCGUCUACGGGCUCGCCGGUCUUCUCUUUACUUUGAGCAUUGUUGCAUUCGCCAUUGGUCAACAUCUAUAUUCCGUUUUUGGUUUGGGCAGCAGCCGUAUCGGAUAUGAUCACUCCUUCGUUGGCUCAUCGUAUAGUCAGAUGACGUUGGGCAAGACGUCCCAACAUCUAUCUCUGGCCGUGCACUGUAUGGCUCUGGCUGUUGCCCUGUGUAUUCUCGUCAAGUCUAUCCUUACAAAGGUGCGCUGUCGGGGAGACAAGCGUGUCGCAAUGGCCUCUACAUAUCUUAUCGUAUGCGAAUCGCUCUUUGUAUUGCGUGCUGCCUACAACGUGGGUUAUUGUGUGAUAUUCAAGCCGCGCGACGGCGCCACCAACGUCCCGCCCUCUGCAUUCACCGUGGUAGAUGUCGUCGCAGAUACCUGGCCGGCCUUGGUCAUAUUCUGUGUCCUUUUCGCCCUCGGCUGCAAGAAACGCGGUCUUUGGUCUACGAUGCAGCCUGUGACACCGGGGCUUUUAGACAUCACACCUCAGCAAAGCCCUCGGAGCUAUUCGCACAAUACCAGUCAGGCAAGUGAGGCAGACAUGGAGUUCAACGUGCCGGCACCGCAAGUGCAUGAGAUGCUGCAAGUGACGUCGCACGAGCAGCCGACACACGAGCCGAUCGCUCUGCGCGAAAUCCCCCGCCUCGCAGUCAACCCGCCACCGCAGUUGCAGGGACAGCAGCAGCAGAUACGACAAACUUUGGAGGCCGAAGGCGAAGAUGACUCACCCCCCGACUACUACAGUGCCCGCCACCAAGCCCCUCCGCAGCCCCCGCCUCAGCACGCACUGCCAUUCACGCCUGUUAAUGGUCCCGAGGAAGCGCACGCCGGUCCAUCAUUCGCGCUGCCAACACAUUCAGGCUACUGCAGUGGCAUACCACUACCUGGCUCGCCGCCUCCUCACGCGGACGCCAUGGGGUUAUAUCAUCAGGCAGACGGGAGAACACCGCAGUCACAGCCUUUGCCAUACAAUGAGAAGAGCUGA
This is a messenger RNA of Metarhizium album ARSEF 1941, 1479 nucleotides long. RefSeq lists its product as uncharacterized. The record is from RefSeq and is a predicted model, not a curated record. Lineage: Eukaryota; Fungi; Ascomycota; Sordariomycetes; Hypocreales; Clavicipitaceae. The transcript is spliced from 3 exons. Bases 1 to 1479 code for a protein of 492 amino acids.